CUUCUUGUUUAUCAGAUGCAUCAUUCUUGCCUAUAGUGCUCAGAGAAAAACCAUGAACCCUGAAAAACACCAUAUUGUUUUGUGAUGUCACCUCUGGAAUGUUCUGAGUGUUUUGGUGACCAGCUUCUGCAUAGGACCUAUACCUGGCACCUUACAUUGCACUCAAGGCCAAACUUUACAAGAAAAAAAGACACCAGAUAUGAGAGCCUAGAAACCCCAACCAAUGUGGUUCUGCCUCAGAGUCACCUAAGGCCCCAUUGGAAGACCAUGGCCAUGCAACCAGAAGGGUUGAAAUGUAGGAUGGAGGAAUCCAAUGCCGAGAGGGGCACUGCUGAGCCCUUCCUGAGGCUCCACAGCCUGUACUCCACCCCUCGCUGUUCGCGGCAGGCCCAGGCGGCCGCCCUGCCCCGGCUGGGCCGCCGGGUGGUCAGCCAGCACUCCUACCCGCUCAACCGCUUCUCCUCCGUGCCUUUCGAACCCAUGGAGCGCCCCACCUCCCAGGCCGACCUGGAGCUGGAUUACAACCCGCCGCGGGUGCAGCUCAGUGACGAGAUGUUCGUGUUCCAGGACGGAAGGUGGGUGAACGAGAACUGUCGCCUCCAGUCCCCUUACUUCUCUCCUUCUUCCUCCUUCCACCACAAGCUGCACCAUAAGAGGCUGGCCAAGGAGUACCUGCUGCAGGAGGAGAACCGGGCCCUGCGCGAGGAGAACAAGGCCCUGCGGGAGGAGAACAAAGGCCUCCGCAAGGAGAACAAGAUCCUGCAGGUCUUCUGCGAGGAGCACAAGGCCGCCCUGGGCCGCGAGGAGAGCCGCGCCUCCUCCCCACCGCUGCACAAGGACAACGCGUCGCUGGAGGCGGUCAAGAAGGACAACGCGGCCCUGCCGUCGCAGUGCAGCAAGGAGAACAGCACGCUGCAGCUCCUCCGGGAGGAGAACCGAGCCCUGCAGCAGCUGCUGGAGCAGAGGCAGGCCUAUUGGAGCCAGGCCGAGGACAAGAGCACCUCUGCGGAGGACAGCAAGCCAGUGCCCUCUCCCCACCAGGAGCCGCACGGGCCUGGACUGCUGCCCGACCAGAGCCCGGGCCUUUCCUCUCCCUUUGAAGAGCCCAAAGGACCCUCGAGCCCGCAAGAGGACUCCAAGACCCUGCGGGCCUUGAGGGAGAUGGUCAGCAACCUGUCGGGGCCUUCCAGGGAGGAAGAGGGCAAGACGGUCACCAGCCUGGUGGGUGGAGAGCAGCCCCUGCAGCUGAUGAGAGAGAUGAGCCAGGCGCUGCAGGCCCUGCGCGAGGAGAAUCGGCUCUUGCAGGAGGAGAACAGGGCCCUGCACGUGCUCCGCGAGGAGCAUCGCGUCUUCCAGGAGGAGAACAAGGCCCUGUGGGAGAACAACAAGCUGAAGCUGCAGCAGAGGCUGGUCAUCGACACGGUGACCGAGGUCACCGCCCGCAUGGAGAUGCUCAUCGAGGAGCUCUAUGCCUUCAUGCCGUCCAAGAACAAGGACCUCAAGAAGCCCAGCAGGGUCUGAGGCCUUAGCAGUGGACCAGGGACACGAAGUUCAGGCACAGAACACCUCACCGGGCCCAAGAAAAUCCCCCUCUUUCCCUCGUUGUCCUUGCCUUUGCCCACCAGUGUGUGCCUGCUGCAGAGAGGCGUUAAGGGACCUCCUAAACUCAGAGAAGAAAUAAAGGCCUAGGAGGCUGGGAUUAGCCAACACCAGCAUGCCA
Messenger RNA from Ictidomys tridecemlineatus (thirteen-lined ground squirrel), 1720 nucleotides. The record is from RefSeq and is a predicted model, not a curated record. Lineage: Eukaryota; Metazoa; Chordata; Mammalia; Rodentia; Sciuridae.